AUAAAUUAGAGCUGAGAGGGAUGGCUGCUUUUGCCUUUGCUGGUGCGGUGAGAGCAGCUUCAGGAAUCCGAUGUCCCUUGAAUAUUUUGGCAUCUUCAGCCUACCGAAACUGUGUCAAGAAUGCCUCUCUUAUUUCUGCAUUGUCCACUGGACGUUUUAGUCAUAUUCAGACACCAGUUGUUUCCUCCACUCCCAGACUUACGACAUCUGAGAGAAACUUGACAUGUGGGCAUACUUCAGCGAUCCUUAAUAGAGUGUCCCCCUUGCUUCCGAGUGUCCUGAAGCUGCCAGUCAGAUCUCUAACAUACUUCAGUACACGAAAAGACAAGAGAAAGACUGUGAAAGCUGUCAUCUACAGGUUUCUUCGACUUCAUCGUGGCCUUUGGGUGAGGAGAAAGGCUGGUUAUAAGAAAAAAUUAUGGAAAAAGGAACCUGCAAGAAAAAAGCGAUUGAGGGAAUUUGUAUUCUGCAGUAAAACCCAGAGUAAACUCUUAAGAUAA
Messenger RNA from Symphalangus syndactylus (siamang), 500 nucleotides. Its product is annotated as large ribosomal subunit protein bL35m-like. Gene Ontology annotation, molecular function: structural constituent of ribosome. Gene Ontology annotation, cellular component: ribosome; mitochondrion. Gene Ontology annotation, biological process: translation. NCBI's taxonomy places the organism in Eukaryota, Metazoa, Chordata, Mammalia, Primates, Hylobatidae. The record is from RefSeq and is a predicted model, not a curated record.